Molecule: messenger RNA, 930 nt
Organism: Brugia malayi
Lineage: Eukaryota; Metazoa; Nematoda; Chromadorea; Rhabditida; Onchocercidae
Gene: Bma-paqr-3
Product: hemolysin-III related family protein
Exons: 6
Coding region: 1-930 (309 amino acids)
Cellular component (GO): membrane
Molecular function (GO): signaling receptor activity
Source: RefSeq, a predicted model, not a curated record
AUGUCUACCGCUCCUGCCAAGAAAAACAUUCCGAAUUGCUGCAAGUUGUUACGGAAAACCGAUUUGGAACCGUGUUUUUGGGUUAAUGAAUAUGUUUAUACUGGUUAUCGGCCACCAUACUUAUCUGCAAUGCAAUAUAUGAAAUGGAUAUUUCAAUGGAAUAAUGAAACAAUUAAUAUAUGGACUCAUCUGAUCGGUUUCUUCUAUUUUACGUGGCGUCAAUAUGCAAUAAAUGUUUAUUUAUUGCCCCCAGCAAAUGCUAAUGCAAAAGAUCAUAUCAUUGCUACAGUAUGCUUGCUUGGUUUACAGAUAUGCAUGCUUUUAUCAACGUUUUAUCAUAUCUUCGGUUCAACAAAUGCGGAACGCAGACGCAUGUUAUUACGAUUUGAUAUCUUUGGGAUAUCAGCUGGUUUACUUAGCGUUUAUUUGAUCGGUAUUUAUACUGCAUUCCUAUGUUUUGAGGAAUGGCAAAAAUAUUAUUUUGCAUUUUUAUUUGGAAUUUCACUGAUAGCAGCAUAUUUACCGUUAAGUAACAAUAUUAGUGAUAUGGCGCUAUUUGGCUCACAAUUCGGUUGCACUCAUUUAACUUAUUUGAUUAUUGCUGCAUUAAGUUUUGGACCAGCAUUUCAUUGGAUUGCUUUGCAUGGUGGCAUUAGCAAUGACCAUGUUAUGGAAUGGUUACCAAAACUGCUUAUUUUAUAUGGAACAUCGGGAUGUGCAUUUUUAUUCUAUGUUUCGAUGAUUCCAGAAAGACUAAAACCGGGUAUCUUUGAUUUAGUUGGAUGUAGUCAUCAGUGGUGGCAUAUCUUAAUCUUUGCGGCUAUGUCGUACUGGCAGAAUGCAACUCUUGAUUAUUUGGCAUCACAUCGCUUGCAAACAAACUACUGCCUAAUUUAUAAUCCAUUAUCAAAUAUCACUUUAGUGAAAUAA